AAUGGCCUCCCUUAUCAAACAAACAACACAGAAACCCUGCCGAAGAGAAUGCAAAACCGCCACAACGCUUUGUUUUGAAGCUCCAACUUAACUCAUGUCGCAUGCACUUCAUCUCGUUCCCAAUAACAUCCCUGGUUAUGGACCAACAGACUGCAGAUAUCUCUCCUACUCAGGCAUUUCUGGAAGAGCAGUGACUCUUUCUCCUUGCUCUUCAAAUAGUCACCACCAAAUUUGCUCACAGGUGAAGAUUAGAUCCUUGAAAUGUAGUUCAAGGGGAAUAUCUGUUGUAUGCAGAGCAGGUUCUAGUGGUCACAGGAGAAACCCUGACUUCUCGAGGCAAAGACAUGGAUAUCAAGGGAAGAAUAGGCAGAAUGAAGAGAGAGAGAAUCUUGAAAAUCUAGAAGAUUCUGAAAUGAUAUCUUCAAAAAAUGGAUCAUUACUCUCCCUUUCUGCUUCCACAAAAUUUCAAGCUGCUGCAGCCCCGGGUCCGAGAGAGAAGGAGAUUGUGGAGCUUUUUAGGAAGGUCCAAGCUAAACUUCAAGAAAGAGCUGCAGUUAAAGAAUAUAAGAGAACUGAAGCCACACAGGGAAAGGGAAAAGAGAGUGAAACAGUUGAUUCUCUCCUUAAGCUAUUGAGGAAGCACUCGGUUGAACAAGGUAAGAAGAAAAACAGUGAUGGCAACAGCAGACACUUGAAUUUAGAUGAUCCAGAAGUUAAUGGCUUUUCUAAUGGAGAUAAAAGCUCCAGUUUCUUUAGUUCAAAUGAUAGAGUGAGGAGCGAGACAAAAGAAUCCUAUGUGCCUAGUUUAAGCAGGCCAGCAUCAAAUUUCCGACGAAAGUCACCUGUUCCACAAAUGAAAAAUCAGACAAAUUAUUCUAGUGAGGAGACCGUCAAUUCUGUGACACAUGUCAAUUCAGAUAGGAAGAGAAAUUCGAGUUCAGAGUCACAUCCUGCAGCCGAUCAUCUACCUGAGGUAGAGGAGGAACUGGAGUCUGAAUCCGAGCCAGAGCAUGAGCUUGAGCUUGAGCCUGAGUCGAUCUAUCAAGAAUCUGAUGUAUUGGAUGAGUUGUCAGAGGAUGAAUCUUCAGAUAUUGACGAGGAGGACGGAGAACAGCAGAUUGAACAUGAGGAUUUGAGUGCAUUGAAGCUGCCGGAGCUCAGAGCGCUUGCAAAAUCUCGUGGGUUAAAGGGGUUUUCCAAAAUGAAAAAGGGUGAUUUGGUGUCUCUACUUAGUAGCUCGGGCUAAUUAAUGAUGAAGCAAAAAACUACAGAUCACUUGCAUUUUGAUAGUUGUGACUUGUGAGAUUCCCAUUUUGGUUUUAAUAGUACUUGUUUUCUGUUUAUUAUUAAAUGUAUAACAAACCUGCUGAAUAAUCCUCCGAAGGGGCAGGAAGCUAUGGAUUUUUUUUAGAUUCAUUCGAGGAAUCAAUCUUUCGUUGUUCUGUACUCAACAUGCUUCAGCAGUCGGGUGUCAUUAAAUUUAGUUGUAGACUCAUUAUGCUGUUCGUAAA
Hibiscus syriacus is the source of this 1511-nucleotide messenger RNA. RefSeq names its product rho-N domain-containing protein 1, chloroplastic-like. NCBI's taxonomy places the organism in Eukaryota, Viridiplantae, Streptophyta, Magnoliopsida, Malvales, Malvaceae. The record is from RefSeq and is a predicted model, not a curated record. The coding region runs from base 95 to 1246 and encodes 383 amino acids. Gene Ontology annotation, biological process: DNA-templated transcription termination. The transcript is spliced from 2 exons.